AUGCACAAACUCUUAUCCGCUUUCCCGUUGGCGUGCUACCUCCCAGCCGCCCUCAUGCUCUGUGCUGCUGCCUCCACUUGGCCUAAUGCCGCGAUAACAGUGAAGAAGCACUUCAAUAGCACUGCAGCACAACUCCGGAGCCGCGAUCUGGCACGCAUUGACUAUCUCUACUCUCAACAAGCCAACGACAAUGUUGACACCAGCCGAAAGAGACAAUCGCAGACUAUUCUCAGUGCUGGCGCUAACUCUCACUAUACGGCAUCGAUCGGUGUCGGAAAUCCGCCUACAUUUUACAGCUUGAUUGUCGACACUGGUAGUGGAAACACCUGGGUCGGCAGCACACGCGCAUAUGUCCAAACAAACACAAGUAUCAACACUGGCGUCGACGUGGAAGUUCCGUAUUUCUACUACAGAGGCAACGGAAAUAAUGAGCUUUUUGGCACGGAAUAUCUUGACCAGGUCACUAUUGCUCCUGGAGUCACGAUCAUCAACCAAUCCAUUGGCGUUGGCCUUCCCAGCUGGGAGGGCGAUGAUUUUGUCGGAGUGGACGGUGUUUUGGGACUUGGGCCUGUAGAUUUGACUAUUGACACUUUAGAAACCGACAAUUCGGAGGUCUCUACAGUCAUGGACAACGCAUUCAGUCAAGGACUUGUCUCCCAAAAUGUUAUCGGCAUCUCGUUGGAGCCUAUUGAUGUCAACGGCCAUUUCAACGGCGAGAUCACUUUCGGUGGUGUGGAUCCCUCAAGAUUUGUAGGGUCUAUCAACUGGGUUCCCAUCGGUAUUAUUGUGCCGUUCUCUAAGACCGUCCAUUAA
Messenger RNA from Mycena indigotica, 813 nucleotides. Its product is annotated as Acid protease. Gene Ontology annotation, biological process: proteolysis. Gene Ontology annotation, molecular function: aspartic-type endopeptidase activity. Lineage: Eukaryota; Fungi; Basidiomycota; Agaricomycetes; Agaricales; Mycenaceae. The record is from RefSeq and is a predicted model, not a curated record. The transcript has 12 exons. Bases 1 to 813 code for a protein of 270 amino acids.